AUGAGCUUUAGACAUCCUCUGAGACUAUUAGCUUUGCUCCUGCUGCAACAAACCACAGCAUUUUUGCUUCGUCCAUUACCAUCCGAGCGUUGGAUACCAUCAUCUAAUGGUUUGAGCAACCGUGAGAAAGCCAAGCAACCCGAGCCUCAUCUCCGACCAUGUCUCCGCGCUCGCCUACUAGACGAUGAAGGACAAGAAAAGGGAGAUUCCAGUGAUGAAGAGAACAGAAAUUCCAUCAAGACAACUGAAGAAAAAAGUUUCAUCAGAGAAGCACUUUCCGGAAACGUGCUCUUUAAAAACCUACCAGAUCCUUCUCUUUCGGCAUUCAUUGAUGCCUGUGAAGAUUUUCAGGUGACAAAAGACCAAGUGAUUGUCUACCAAGGUGACUCUUGCUACAAUGAUUACGUCUAUCUGGUGGCAGACGGGGAAUGCAUUGUCACGGUGGACGGUGUCAUGGUCCCCGAGCCGUAUGGAGUGGUUGGACCGAAAUCAUUUUUUGGUGACCUUGGGGUGCUCUACAACGAAACACGAAGUGCCACCGUCACGGCACAGUCCGAGACCGUGUCGCUAUGGCGGGUCCCUGCAGCAACCUACUUGACGAUCCUUAACAAACCAGCUCAAUCACUCGCCACAAUGGAAGAGAUUGAUGCUGUUAUCAAUCAAGUGAGUGGGACGCAGGCUUUGUAUGGUGGAGAAAUCAUCCCUCCUUACAAACCAGAACGGCUCUGGUUAUGGAGUCAGUUCCAGGGGACCAUUCUCAAUAUCAGUCUCAGGACGACACUUCUCAAUAUGCUGCUCUGUGUGGUCUUUGUUAUCUAUGCCGAACAAGUUACUGGGGAAUCCACGGUUCCCUUGAUAGGGAAGUUUUUCGACAAUUUGCAAACUCAUGUGAUUGUCCCCGACAAGAAUCUUCCCUUUGUCCAACGCCUCGCUUUGAUCAAAGAGAUUUGGAGCUAUCAACGGAACCUUACGACGUUUGUCCUUACGUUUUUCCUGAACCAAGCCUAUCAAUUCUGGAUGGAUACUUACUUGCUGGCACGUCAAAUUCAGGGCCGCUUGAAUGACUUUCAACUCGUUCUGGCCACCAACAUUGAAAUAGACCGCAACGACGAUGGCACACCGUGCGCCGAGGCUGUGCAACUCAUGGACGAUAUUGGACAGUACGCUCGAUUGUACCACAUCUUGAUGUGGGCCGGUGUCGCCGAUCGAUUCGCCAUGUUGAACACUCCGGAAGGUUUGGAACGGUUGGAAAGCCGCGGGUUAAUGACUCCGGAGCAACUCAAAGUACUGCAGAGUUUGGACUUGCCCAAAGAUCAGCUGCACAAUGCUCCACUGGAAUGGAUGUUGAUUCGCGUCAACCGAGCCAUCGCAGCUGGGGUGGUACAAGAUAAUAAUGCUAUUCGGACGCAGUUCAUUAGCCAAGCGUCGAGGCUGCGUGGGUCCCAUGGUGAUAUGACGGACAAGUUGGCCGGACGCAUGCCACUGGCAUACACUCACUUGGUGCAGAUCCUUGUGGACACGUUCGUGUUGGUGGCUCCCUUUGCUCUUUAUGCAGAUCUGGGCGUCUACUCUGUCUUUGCCGUGGGGCUAGUGACACUGUCGUACACUGGUUUCCUCAAUCUGGCCAAGAUCUUUUUGGAUCCCUUGAACAAUGAAGAGUUUUGCGACAAUUCUAUUUUUAUGGAUUUGGCCGUCCUUAUUCGAGAAUCGAAUGGCUCCUCUACAAGAUGGAAGAACGCCGGUCUCAAGCUGCCCUUUUGA
This is a messenger RNA of Seminavis robusta, 1761 nucleotides long. NCBI's taxonomy places the organism in Eukaryota, Bacillariophyta, Bacillariophyceae, Naviculales, Naviculaceae. The record is from the annotation of a GenBank genome assembly.